This is a messenger RNA of Anisakis simplex (herring worm), 792 nucleotides long. Lineage: Eukaryota; Metazoa; Nematoda; Chromadorea; Rhabditida; Anisakidae. The record is from the annotation of a GenBank genome assembly.
AUGAUCUGGAAUGUGGAUGAUUUAAGUUUGAAAGCUGAAACAAUGGUUCGUUAUGAGAAGCGCAAAGAGAUGUACGCGAAAGCGAUCGAACUGUUCGAAAAUGCAGCGAAACUUGACGAGCACGACGAUUUGGCGUGUUAUUAUUGCGCACGUCAAUAUGCAAUCGGUUGGGUUUUGUUGCGUGACUUGAACGCAGCACGUGAGUGGUGUGAGCGAGCGCUGGAAUUGAAUCCAGAGAUGCCGUGUGCUCUGAUCUUGAUGGCAAUAUCGACAGAAUCGCCUAUUCAUUUCAUAAUUUUCAAGGCAAAUAUUUGGUUGGAAUUGGCUGAGCUGUAUCUUGAGCUGGACCGGAUAAACGACGUGCGACCUUGUGUUGAGGAAGCGUGCGCAAUUUUUCCGAACUCACAUCAGACACUCUAUCUGAAGGGUCGCUUGUUGGAGCUACGGGCUGCACGUUGUAAUGACGCAUCAACCCGAGAUAUGAUGCGAACAGAUGCGAAAGCGUCUCUGCUCGGAGCACUCGCCAUAACACCAUCGCAUAUCGCAUCGUUAAGUCAUCUGGCCAAUAUUUAUCGAUCCGACGGAAACAUUCGAAUGGCCGAAAAAAUGCUUAAAGAUAUUGUGCGAAUAGAACCUUUGCACAAUGAGUCGUGGCAAAUGCUGGGAAUGAUAUUGGCUGAAGAUGGACGUCACGAUGAGGCGUUGGAGUGCUUCGAGACUGCGUCUGCACUGGACAGCUCUACACCAUUAAUACCGUUCACGUCAAUUCCGAUCAUUAUUCGAUCGUCGUGA